GACCCUCUUCGCUAAAAUCUUUGCUGGCCAAAGAUCAAACCUCUACUGUUCGACCUACUCACCCCAACAAUUGCACCCACGACUAGUAUCCUCAUCACCAUGCGUCUCUCAAUCAUAUCUCUCUUUUUCCUCGGUCUUUCCUCCAUCGCGUUUGCAGCACCUAGACCUAUGGAAUCGAACCUGGAAGGUGCUACUCCCGGUUCUUCACAAGCUCAGGAUGCGAAAGCUUUACCGGUUCACGUUGCUCUCGCGUGGGAUCUCCCAGUAGGGAAGAAAUUCCCAGUCCCACAAGGUUCAGGAAUCCAACAAAACAUCCAGAACGGAGUCAGAAAGUUUUUUGGUGACAAAAAAGUGGGCGAAGCACUGGGCGUCACGGGAAAACUGGAGGCUACACUCCCUGUGGGCGAAUGUGAAUACUACGCCCCCAAAGCUAAUUCUGGACAAAUUACGGUCCAAGUUUCAUUUGGAGGUUUAGAGAUCUGCGGAGGCACUUGUACUGCCACGGUGGUCAUUGGUGUUCGUCCGGGCGGCGACUCUAGGGUCCAAGGCAAAAUCUAUAAUUCGGCGAAUGAGAUCAUUUUUCCAUUCAUCCUCAAGAAAGGGACAUCAGAGAGUGGAGAGCAGUAGGAAAAAUCGCGUCCGUCGUGGAGUUUCAAGCGCAGGGUCCAGAGCCUGUAGGCUGGAUUUAGAUAGGGCGACGUGCGGGGCUUGCUGUGCUGCAUUAGUGCACGAUGUGCUCUGUUGUGCUGUAUAUUGAAUGAACGAUCAAUGCUUAUUCAGUUUUGUUUUACCCGGUUGCGCGUCUUCAGAGAAUCUUUCGCUAUCACUCUCAGUUUCUGCGCAUCCAUUAUUCAAUGCACAUGAACAGCAUUGGUGCCAACAUUUGAGGAAUUGCGGAAGCUUAGCCAAAGAUCGAAAUUUUUCUGUCCAGAUAGUACGUCGUAUUCCACCCAC
This is a messenger RNA of Lentinula edodes (shiitake mushroom), 954 nucleotides long. RefSeq lists its product as uncharacterized. NCBI's taxonomy places the organism in Eukaryota, Fungi, Basidiomycota, Agaricomycetes, Agaricales, Omphalotaceae. Bases 100 to 627 code for a protein of 175 amino acids. The record is from RefSeq and is a predicted model, not a curated record. The transcript has 3 exons.